AUGGUGGACUUCCCCGGGUACAGCCUGUCAGGCGUGGCUGCGUCCUUCCUCUUCAUGCUGCUCACCAUGAAGCAGUCAGAGGACUUCAGAGUGAUUGGUCCUGCUCCUUGCAUCCUGGCCAGGGUCGGGGAAGAUGCCCUCCUCACUUGUCAGCUCUUCCCCAAGAGGAGCGCGGAGCACAUGGAGGUGAGGUGGUACCGCUCAGAGCCCAGCACGCAUGUGCUGUUUGCACACCGGGACGGAGCUGAGGCGAGCGAGGUGCAGGCGGAGGAGUACCGGGGCCGAGUGGAGUGGGUAGAGCACGACCUGGCCGAGGGGAGUGUGGCUCUGAAGAUGCACAACAUCCGGCCAUCCGACGACGGGCAAUACUGGUGCCGUUUCCAAGAGGGGGACUACCAUAGAGAGACCAGCCUGCUGCUCCAAGUGGCAGGUCUGGGUUCCGCCCCACACAUCCACAUGGAGGGAUCCGUGGCAGGCGAGAUCCAGCUUGUGUGCACGGCGGAAGGCUGGUUCCCAGAGCCCCGGGUUCAUUGGGAAGACUCCAGGGGAGGGAAGCUGCUGACUCUCUCUGAGCAUCACAUCCCGGAUGAGGAUGGCUUGUUCCACGUGGAAGCCACGCUCGUGGUCAGGAACGCCUCCACAGAGACUGUGUCCUGCUCCAUCCACAACCCUGUCCUCACCGAGGAGAAGAGCACAGUCUUUUCCAUCCCAGAGAAACUCCAAACUGAGCUGGUUGGACUGCAGGUAUUUUACUGUGCCUAA
Molecule: messenger RNA, 762 nt
Organism: Myotis davidii
Lineage: Eukaryota; Metazoa; Chordata; Mammalia; Chiroptera; Vespertilionidae
Product: butyrophilin-like protein 2
Exons: 5
Coding region: 1-762 (253 amino acids)
Biological process (GO): T cell receptor signaling pathway; regulation of cytokine production
Cellular component (GO): external side of plasma membrane
Molecular function (GO): signaling receptor binding
Source: RefSeq, a predicted model, not a curated record